AUGGUGGAAGAAUUCAUAGUUCCAGUGCUGAAAAUUGGACUCUCGGGUUCUGCAAUAUCACCAACUGAGGGGAUGGCCAUGACUGUCGUCGUUAACAAAUUGAAUGAUAUCAAAGAUAGGAUGAGAACUCUUAGAGCCACCAGCCCUAACAUUAGCUACGAUCUAAAGGGGAUUUUACUUUUGUGGAUGACUUCAUGUCUGGAAUUUGCAAUAAUACAUACUUUCGCAAAUGAAUAUGAUGGAGUUGCUUUGCUUGAUUUCAAAAAUCAGCCCAUCGAAUGGAAGAGUAGUAAUUCUGAACCUGUAGGGUCAAAAGUUAGUUGGCUCCAUACCACCUUCCAUAGGAAACCUUACAUUCCUCACUGGAAUCAACCUCAAAAAAUUGGCUUCAAUGGUGAAAUUCCUCAAGAAAUUGGUCGCCUAUUGCGCCUGCAGCAUCUCAAUUUGACAUACAAUUUCUUGGGAGGAAAAAUUCCUACUGAUCUAACUGAUUGUACAGAACUUAAAACACUUGGCCUUGGUGGCAAUGGGUUUAUUGGGCAAAUUCCAAGCCAACUUAACUCAUUGUCAGAGUUGAGAAUUCUGGAGCUAGGAGCUAACAACCUUACCGGAACUAUCCCAACUUGGAUAGGAAUCAUACCUGAAGAACUUAGCAAGCUGUCGGGCUCGGGAAUUUUUCAGCUUUAUGGAAAUUGUCUGUCUAGUACGGUUCCUCCUCCGAUUUAUAAUAUUUCCUCCAUAUACUACUUUUCUGUCACUCAAAACCAGUUUCAGGGACAUCUACCGCAAGAUGUUGGCAUAACGCUUCCUAAUUUACAAGUAUUUGCUGGUGGUGUCAACAAUUUUACAGGUGCUAUCCCGGUAUCAUUGGCAAAUGCUUCUAAACGUCAGAUAAUUGACUUUGCUGAAAAUGGUCUUACUGGGACCAUACCUGAAAAUCUUGGAAGUCUUGGAGAUUUAAUUAGACUAAAUUUUGAUGAUAACAAACUUGGAAACGGGAAAAGUGGUGACCUAAGUUUUUUCAAUUUCUUGACUAAUUUUUUUACUCUAGAAGUAUUAGGUCUUGCUGGAAAUCGUUUUGGAGGAGAACUGCCCAGCCCUGUAGCCAACCUUUCAGACAAAUUGAAAAUUUUUACCAUAGGAAGUAAUCUGAUUCAUGGAAGUAACCCCACUAGGAUUGGAAACCUUGUUAAUUUGUACUCUCUAGAAAUGGAAUGCAACCAUUUAAGUGGUACCGUACCUGAUGUUGUUGGGAAGCUUCAAAAACUAGAAGGAUUGCAUCUGAACUUUAAUAGAUUUUCAGGAUCGAUACCAUUUUCAUUUGGAAAUUUAACUUCAUUAAUUAGGCUCUUUAUGGAAGACAAUAGAUUUGAGGGAAAUAUACCUCCAAGCCUGGGAAAUUGCCAAAAUUUGCUUGUACUGAAUUUUUCUAUUGAAGUGGGUAACCUGAACAAUCUUGUGGAGUUAGACCUAGCAGAGAAUAGACUUUCAGGUGAAAUUCCUAAUAGCCUUACUAGUCGUAUGAAUUUAGAACGCCUGUAUUUGGAAAGCAACGGAUUUGAAGGAAUUAUUCCUUUAUCUUUGAAGUCUCUAAGAGGUCUAGAAGAAAUAGAUCUUUCGCGCAACAACCUGUCCGGGCAAAUUCCAGAAUUUCUCAGCAAGAUUUUUUCUCUGAGGCAUCUCAAUCUCUCUCAUAAUGAUUUUCAGGGAGAAGUAUCACAAGCAGGCAUAUUUGCAAAUGUAAGGGCUUUUUCCGUUGUUGGAAACAAUAGGCUUUGUGGUGGUGUCCAGGUCUUGCAUUUACCAACAUGCACCAGAAAAAUUCCAAGGAGACGUCUUCCUUCGAAGAUAGUAAUCUUUAUUACAAGUGCAGUCAUAUUUUUUGUUCUUGCCUGUUCCUUGUCUUCAUAUUAUCUAGUAAGAAACUUGAAGAGUCAAUCCAGUGCAUCAUCCUCCAAGGAACGGCAAUUCGGAAUUAUCUCCACUGAUGGAACAUUUGUUGCAAUUAAGGUAUUAAACCUUCAACAGCAAGGAGCAUCUAGGAGUUUUAUUGAUGAAUGCAAUGUUUUGAGAAAUAUGCAGUGCUUGCAUCCUGAAGCUAAUUGUGCAGGUAUGGAAAGGCAUGAACUAAGCCUUUGUCCAGAGACUUAA
Durio zibethinus is the source of this 2151-nucleotide messenger RNA. Lineage: Eukaryota; Viridiplantae; Streptophyta; Magnoliopsida; Malvales; Malvaceae. The record is from RefSeq and is a predicted model, not a curated record.